AUGUCUUUGCAGAUCGAACUGACCUUCCGCCUGUUGCUUGUUUGGUCUUGGAUGAAAUUCUUUCCAUUAGAGAAGAACCUCAGUAUCCCUGCGGACCCGUGCUUGAUCUCGUUCAGCAAAGCCACCGCCUUGAAAUUACUCGACUCCUUGGAGGCAAUCGUUGUGUGCAUGCUCGCUGAUCUUGGCGUUGCUCUGGCUUCCAGCAUUGUCGACUGUCUCCGUGACGGCGGCGACGAACCCGUCGGUCCUAACGGCCGAAGAACGAAAAUUGUGGGUCUUUCGUUUAGCACUAGACUCGUCCUUUACUCUUAUUUCUUUCUUUCUUUUUCCUUCUUUUAUUUCUUUCUUUCUUUCCGUUAUUUCUUUUUCUCUUUUCUUUCUUUAUCUUAUUUCUUUCUUUUUUCUUUCUUUCUCUUCUUUCUUUAUUUAGUACUCUUAUUUCUUUCUUUCUUUUUCCUUCUUUUAUUUCUUUCUUUCUUUCUCUUCUUUCUUUAUUUAGUACUCUUAUUUCUUUCUUUCUUUUUCCUUCUUUUAUUUAUUUCUUUCUUUCUGUUAUUUCUUUUUCUCUUUUCUUUCUUUAUCUUAUUUCUUUCUUUUUUCUUUCUUUCUCUUCUUUCUUUAUUUAGUACUCUUAUUUCUUUCUUUCUUUUUCCUUCUUUUAUUUCUUUCUUUCUUUCCUACUCUUAUUUCUUUCUUUCUUUUUCCUUCUUUUAUUUCUUUCUUUCUUUCUGUUAUUUCUUUUUCUCUUUUCUUUCUUUAUCUUAUUUCUUUCUUUAUUCUUUCUUUCUCUUCUUUCUUUAUUUAGUACUCUUAUUUCUUUCUUUCUCUUAUUUCCUUUUUUCUUUCUUUUCCUUUUUAUCUAAUUUCUUUCUUUCUUUCUCUUAUUUCUUUCAUUCAUUUUCUUUCUCUUAUUUCUUUCUUUCUUUUUUCUCUUCUUUAAUUAUUUCUCUAAUUUCUUUAUUUCCUAUCUUUCUUUCUUUUUUCCUUUUUUCUCUUUAUUUCUUUCUCUUAUUUCUUUUAUUUCUUUUUCUUUCUCCAUUUUCUUUCUUCUUUCUUUCCUUCUUUUUCUUUCUUCAUCUUCUUUCUCUCUUCUUUUUUUCUUCUUUUCUCUCUUUUCUUCUUUUUUCUCUUAUUUAUCUUCUUCCUGAUUCUUUCCUUUUGAUUUGA
Messenger RNA from Acanthosepion pharaonis, 1167 nucleotides. Lineage: Eukaryota; Metazoa; Mollusca; Cephalopoda; Sepiida; Sepiidae. The record is from the annotation of a GenBank genome assembly.